UGCAAACUAUCGCUGUGUGCUUCCAAUUUCCACGGGUGAAACCCACGCUUCUCCAUCUAUAACUAGCUCUCCGUAAAUCGUUGUUCUUUAACUGUUGAGUCGCUAGACUCACAUUUUAUUCAUCCAUCUACCCCGCCAACCCAAGUUCCCUACCUGCAAAGAAAAUCGCCUCACUCAACCGUCGCGAUGAACGUCAUCAAACUCCAAAAAAAAUACCCCCAGUUCCAGCAGAGCGAAAUUUUUUCACUCCAAGAUGCUUUCCGACGCCUAGACGUCGAUGACAAGGGCUAUCUUGAUGAGGCUACGGCGAUCAAAGCAACUCAGCAGUCGGAAAGGCAACCAUACGAUGUUGUUCGCCAGGCCUUGAAGCAAGUCGAGCUGGACAGCUCGAGGCGUGUUGAGCUCGAGGACUAUGUUGACCUCGUAGCUAGACUCCGCGACACUUCGUUCGCGCCAUCCCAGCGUUCUUCUGGGCCAGUACCAACCUCCGCAGCUCCAACCGGUGCGCGGCAUGUUUCCAAAGGCAGCAUCGGCGGGAAGAUUCACGUUCAAGGCUCCUCUGCGAAUGUUACCCACACCAUCAACGAAGAUGAACGGACAGAGUUUACGCGACAUAUCAACGCGGUCCUUGCCGGCGACCCCGAUAUUGGACACCUCCUUCCUUUCCCAACUGACACUUUCGAGAUGUUUGACGAAUGUAAAGACGGUCUGGUACUCGCCAAGUUGAUCAAUGAUAGCGUUCCUGAUACCAUUGAUGAACGAGUUUUAAACCGCCCAGGAAAGAAAAUAAAGCAAUUAAAUGCAUUCCAUAUGACGGAAAACAACAAUGUUGUCAUUAAUUCCGCUAAGGGCAUUGGCUGCUCAGUUGUCAACAUUGGUAGCGGUGAUAUCAUCGAAGUUCGAGAGCACCUCAUAUUGGGUUUGAUCUGGCAGAUUAUUCGCAGAGGCCUUCUCGGGAAAAUCGAUAUUAAACUACACCCCGAACUCUACAGGCUUUUGGAAGAAGAUGAGACCCUGGAACAGUUUCUUCGGCUUCCACCAGAACAAAUUUUGUUGCGAUGGUUCAACUACCAUCUGAAGAACGCCAAAUGGGACAGGAGAGUCAACAACUUCUCGAACGACGUCAAAGAUGGAGAAAAUUAUACAGUCCUUCUCAACCAACUAGCUCCAGACAUCUGUUCCCGCAGCCCUCUCCAAACUCGCGAUUUACUCCAGCGGGCAAACGAGGUCUUGGAAAACGCAGACUUGCUUGAAUGCCGCAAGUUUUUGACCCCAACAUCUCUAGUAGCAGGCAACCCUAAACUUAACCUUGCCUUCGUGGCCAACCUGUUCAACACACAUCCAGGCCUAGAUCCUAUUACAGAGGAAGAAAAACUUGAAGUCGAAGACUUUGAUGCCGAGGGUGAACGCGAGGCCCGUGUUUUCACUCUUUGGCUGAAUUCUCUGGAUGUCCAGCCAGCUGUCAACUCGUUAUUUGACGAUCUUCGCGAUGGAACAAUCCUCCUGCAAGCUUACGAUAAAGUUAUCCCUGGAAGUGUUAACUGGAGGCACGUUAACAAACCCCCUACUUCUGGCGGCGAGCUCAUGCGAUUUAAGGCUGUGGAGAAUACAAACUAUGUCAUUGAGCUAGGAAAACAAAACCACUUUUCCCUUGUUGGCAUCCAGGGAGCCGAUAUUACUGACGGGCAGCGGACUCUGACUCUCGGGCUUGUAUGGCAGCUCAUGCGCAAAGAUAUCACCAAUACAUUAUCCUCGCUUGCGCAGAGAAUGGGUAAGCGUGAGAUCACGGACAACGAAAUGAUCAAAUGGGCAAACGACAUGUCACGUGCAGGGGGCAGGAGUUCUGCCAUCCGCAGUUUCAAGGACCAAUCAAUUGGAACUGGCAUUUUCUUACUUGACGUACUCAACGGAAUGAAGAGCAACUAUGUGGACUAUGACCUGGUUACCUCUGGACGCACAGAUGAAGAUGCGUACGCAAACGCGAAAUUGAGUAUCAGUAUCGCACGGAAGAUGGGCGCGACCAUCUGGCUCGUCCCUGAAGAUAUAUGCCAAGUUCGCUCACGACUCGUUACCACUUUUAUUGGUUCUUUGAUGGCUACGUAUGAGAAGAUGUAAAAAGUAGUUUCUGCAUUUAUGAAGGAAAAUGUUUCAAGCGUCUACUAUGGAAUGAAUCUGCAUGACUGGCUAGAUACUACAUUCCUGGGAUCGCACACAUCUCCUUUUACCUUUUCCUCAUCAUUCAUUCCUCCUUCGCCUUCGUCGACAUUAUCCUUCUUUUGUUUUCUUCGGUUUAUUUGCUAUUUAAAUGUAACCAUAUCUUUAUUCCCGAUUCGUCUAUUGGUUAAUUGGUUCGGAACCCGCAGCCUUGACAGCUGACUACCGGUGUUGGUAGGCAGCUUACCAGCUCAUAGGCUCAUAGGCUCAUUUCAAGUUUAGACACUAAUAGUAACUCUCCAAAAGUAAAGAAAUGGUAUCAACAUCGUUAUCAAUGCUUC
Messenger RNA from Histoplasma capsulatum G186AR, 2495 nucleotides. RefSeq names its product fimbrin. Lineage: Eukaryota; Fungi; Ascomycota; Eurotiomycetes; Onygenales; Ajellomycetaceae. Gene Ontology annotation, molecular function: actin filament binding. The record is from RefSeq and is a predicted model, not a curated record. The transcript is spliced from 5 exons. The coding region runs from base 187 to 2115 and encodes 642 amino acids. Gene Ontology annotation, cellular component: actin filament bundle; actin filament; cytoplasm. Gene Ontology annotation, biological process: actin filament bundle assembly; actin filament network formation.